GCACCAAACAAGGACGCCAACCGCCAUUAAACACAACAGAAGAAGAAGAUCAUGUAGCACUUAUUGCUAUCACUUAGCUGCGCAGAUUUAAACUUUUCUACCAGUAACAAAUUAAAAUCAACCCACAGUCGUUCUAGAAAAGAAGUGUCCGAAACUUCACGGUGAGCAUGGCGGACCGGGAGGAGCGCCGCUUCGCAGAAGUCUCCCGGGACUCCGUCAAACUCAUGGCCGAGAGUGCAGGCUUGGAGCUCGGGGACGAUGUGGCCGCUCUGCUGGCUGAGGACGUGUGUUACCGGCUCAGGGAGGCAGCCCAGAGCAGCUCUCAGUUUAUGAGGCAUGCCAAGAGGAGGAAGCUGACAGUGGAGGACUUUAACAGAGCUCUGCGCUGGAGCAACGUGGAGGCUGUUUGUGGCUACGGGGCUCAGGAUGCUCUCCCUUUCCGUUCGGUGAAAGAAGGAGAGCUUUUCUUCGUCGAGGAUCGGGACAUCAACCUGGUGGAGCUCGCUCUGGCUACAAACAUCCCUAAAGGCUGUGCUGAGACCAUGGUGCGAGUGAACGUGUCGUACUUGGAUGGGAAAGGAAACCUGGAGCCUCAGGGGACAGUCCCGUCCGCGGUGCAGACCCUCUCAGACGACCUGCUGAAGUAUUACCAGCAGAUCACUCGGGCCAUCCUUGGAGACGACGCUCACCUCAUGAAGGUGGCUCUGCUGGAUCUCCAGUCCAACUCAAAGAUCGCCGCUCUCCUUCCUUACUUUGUUUAUGUCAUCAGCGGGGUGAAGUCGGUAAGUCAUGACCUGGAGCAGCUCAACAGACUCCUCCACAUGGUGAAGAGUCUGGUCCAGAACCCAUACCUGUACCUGGGCUCAUACGUGCGCAGCCUGGUGUCCAGCGUGAUGUACUGCAUCCUGGAGCCGCUGGCCGCCUCCAUCAACCCGCUCAACGACCACUGGACCCUCCGGGACUACGCCGCCCUGCUGCUCAGCCACAUCUUCUGGACUCAUGGUGACCUGGUGAGCGGUCUCUACCAUCAGAUCUUGCUGUCGCUCCAGAAGGUUCUGUCUGACCCUGUGAGACCGCUCUGCUCUCACUAUGGGGCAGUGGUCGGGCUGCACGCUCUGGGAUGGAAGGCUGUGGAGAGAGUCCUCUUCCCUCACCUCCCUGCGUACUGGGCAAACCUUCAGGCUGUGCUGGACGACUACUCUGUUUCUAACGGUCAGGUCAAAGCAGACGGACACAAAGUCUACGGAGCCAUCCUGGUGGCGGUGGAGCGUCUGCUGAAGAUGAAGGCUCUGUCUCUGUCUCAGCCUGCAGAGGGGGGUGCGGGGGGUCAGUCGGGCUCUGUGGUGGGGGGUCUGGGUUACAGGGUGAGCUCCCCGGGCCUCAGCCCCCCUCCAGAGCCCCUCUCAGAGGCCGCCCUGGGCAUCGCCAGCCACCUGCAGGCAGGCGGGGCCGGCUGUCCCUGGGAAGAGUGGACCCCCGUGCCCCUCCCCGACAUGUACACCGAGCUCUACUCCUUCUUCGGAGACAGCCUGGCAGUCCGCUUCAGUACAGGACCCGGGUUUGGCAGCUACCCUCCCUUCACCCCCGCCCAGCUCGGUGAGGCCAGGAAGGAUCCGCCCGGCCCAGCUUCCAACCCGGAAACCACCAGAAAGAUGCCGCAGCUCACCGCCAACCUCAACAUCAGCCCGAGGCAGGAUGGGAGUCCUCGCACGGAUCCGCCGCCGCCCAGCCUCGCCGCCACCGGAUCAGGAAGGUCCCUGGCUCGCUCCUCCUCCUCCUCUUCCACCUCCUCUGUUCAGCGCUCCAAGUCCUCGUCCUCUCGCUCCGGCCAGCGUUCAGCCAGUCUCUCUCGGGAGGUUUUCCCCAAAUCUCGCUUCACCUCCCCUCAGACAGGACCUCCGGCCUUCACCUUCCUCAUCGGCGGGCGUCAGAUGGGUCGCCGCUGUCAGGGUCGAAGGCCUUUCCAAACAACUUUUGCCCCGACCCCUCCCCUCUCUGCUGUCCCACCCCGAGCCUACGCCCACAAGCUGCCCGUGAUCGGGAGGGUGGGCAAACCUGUACGCCGCUGGGCAUGCUCACAUUACUCCCUUUACCUGCCUCUGUAGAGACAAGAAGGAGGUGUGACUGUUGUACACCUGCUUUAUUACACCUGUAAAUAGUUCUUUUUAUAUUUACAGAGCUGAUAAAUGUGAUGUAUCUGAAAUGCAUUCAGGCGGCUACGCUGAGACUCAACAGACAAACAACUGCAACUGCUAAAAAUACUGGAGCCCCACGGAGUGAAACCUGGAAAUGCAAGCGCCUCGUUACUCGUUAUUCCAAGAUAAAUAUCUCUCCCAAAAAACUGAGCAGAUUUCUAUUUGUUUUCAUGUCCUUGCAAUACUCUUCCUCCCACCAUAGCCUUAUGCACUCCUCCCCUGAAAUGUAAAUACAUGUGAUUGGUUAGCUUGUUAGCUUAGCUCACACCAGCUAGUGUGUGGCUAGCUGCUACAGCCCGUUAGCUUCCACAUGAAGCUCAAACUUGUUGUUGUGUCUUACUGUUAUGUUCCAGGUUUAAGUCGUGUUACCGUCACAAAUCUGAGUGAUCUGAACUCAUCUGAACUGUUUUCAUUUCAAGGCUUUACGGUUGAUGAGAAAGUACACAGAAAAUGGAGACACAAAGGGCCUUAUUAUGAGUUAAAGGCGGAAUAUGAUCCAUUUUUCUAAGUGUAUGAUCUCAAACUGGUUAUUUGAAGUCAGAGUAGAAACUAAAUAAAAGCUCAAACAGCAGCCAGCUAGUGUUGGGGUAACCCAGACAUAUAACGUAACAUAUAGGGAUUAUUCCUAACCACUAAUGCAGCUGUAAAGAAGGACAUUGUAACAUGGGGCUCUAUGGGGACUGACUCACUGCAGGAGACAGACUCUAGUGGACAAUGGAGGUACUGCAUUUUGGUACUUCUGAAGUGAGACUGAAAUAUGGGAGUAAAGAACGCAUUAACGUAUCGGUCUGACAGUUUUUGAGGCCUGCUUUGUAUUUGUCAGAAAAAUGUCGACAUCUUGUCCAUUUCUUUUUGUUUCUGCCGAAUAAAAGAUGUAUUGUUGUAAUUCUAAA
This is a messenger RNA of Labrus bergylta (ballan wrasse), 3088 nucleotides long. It is a transcript of the gene taf6l, whose product is annotated as TAF6-like RNA polymerase II, p300/CBP-associated factor (PCAF)-associated factor. Gene Ontology annotation, biological process: RNA polymerase II preinitiation complex assembly; transcription initiation at RNA polymerase II promoter. The record is from RefSeq and is a predicted model, not a curated record. Gene Ontology annotation, cellular component: transcription factor TFIID complex; SAGA complex; SLIK (SAGA-like) complex. Lineage: Eukaryota; Metazoa; Chordata; Actinopteri; Labriformes; Labridae. Gene Ontology annotation, molecular function: protein heterodimerization activity; RNA polymerase II general transcription initiation factor activity; transcription coactivator activity.